Nymphalis io (European peacock) is the source of this 652-nucleotide messenger RNA. RefSeq lists its product as uncharacterized. Bases 68 to 610 code for a protein of 180 amino acids. The transcript has a single exon. The record is from RefSeq and is a predicted model, not a curated record. Lineage: Eukaryota; Metazoa; Arthropoda; Insecta; Lepidoptera; Nymphalidae.
CAAAGCAGAACCGUUGUGGAGUACAUUUACCAAAAAUAAUAACGAACAUAAUAAAAUAUACAAUAUUAUGUCGGCAAUCGAAGAGGAUUGUAUUAUAGCGCCAUGGGUUGGACCUACGUGCUAUAAAAAAAGUUUGACUGUAGUAGUUCUUUCUUCAAACGGUGACGUUAUUGAAAAUUUAUCGGAAGCAAUUAUCGACGUUCACACAAAAGGGGAUUACAGAUGGAAGUUAAUAGUGCUACGUUCAUUUAAUUUAGAAGAUAUUGUGAGACAGUCAGAUUUGACUGGAAAAUUAGCUAUAGAUUUUGUUAUUAUUGCUAUCGACACUAGUAGAAUAUUUUGUAUAGAAUGGGCCAGAAAGGUACUUGAACAAGUUCAUCCAGAUCUUAGAAUUCGUCGUGUUGUACUCGUUAAUGCUAGUGGACUUCCUGUUAAUGCAAUGGCCGUCAAUGCAAGUGAAAUUAUUACAUUCUGCUCAGAAAACAGACUCGAAAUGUUGAACGGAAAUGUGUCGAAAUCUGAAGAUGCACAAUUUGUAGCUCAAAGGCUUUUAAAAUAUGUUGAAGUGAGUGUAGGUGUUAAAACUGGUAUUCCGAAUCUAAACAUUUGAUAUUAGCAUUGGAAGGACUUGAAUGAUUAAUUAUGUGAAAAA